AUGAAGAGCCUGCUCUUGACCUUCACGCUUCUGGGGCUGGUGGCUGUCCUGAAGGCCCAAGAGCUUCCAUCAGAUUACCAGGAGGAUUACUCUGGGAUCUGGUAUCCAAAGGCCGUGAUACACGAUGGCAGCCUACCCAGUCACAAGAUACCCUCGAAGGUUUUCCCUGUGAAGGUGACAGCCCUGGAAGGAGGAAAUAUGGAGACUGACGUUACAUUCUGGAAGAACGGUCAGUGCCAUGACGUUAAAAUCCUGAUGAAGAAAACUGAGGAGCCUGGCAAAUUCACCUCCUUUGACGACAAGAGGUCCAUCUAUAUCGAAGCAUUGCCAGUGAAGGGCCACUACAUCAUGUACAGUGAAGGCCGUUUCCCUGGGAAGUUGUUUGGAGUGGGAAAGCUCAUCGGGAGAACCCCUGAGGAAAACCCAGAGGCCAUGGAAGAAUUUAAGAAAUUUGUACAGCGUAAGGGUCUCAAAGAGGAAAACAUCAUUGUACGAAAGUCAAUUGGUGAGAACAGGACUGUCCAUGCCUCUCUUGUGUCCCCUAUAUCACUGCUACCUGUCUGUGCCCCAAACCAUGUCUGUCUGUGUGCUUCUGCCUCCUCUCUGUGCCUGGUCUUUUGUCCGUUGUGUGUUGUUUGA
Arvicola amphibius (Eurasian water vole) is the source of this 639-nucleotide messenger RNA. RefSeq names its product odorant-binding protein 2a-like. Gene Ontology annotation, molecular function: small molecule binding. The coding region runs from base 1 to 639 and encodes 212 amino acids. NCBI's taxonomy places the organism in Eukaryota, Metazoa, Chordata, Mammalia, Rodentia, Cricetidae. The record is from RefSeq and is a predicted model, not a curated record. The transcript is spliced from 5 exons.